AUGUUUAAAGGUGGCUUAUAUUGCAAGAGAAAUGCUUACCGGCUUUGUCGACACAAAUCUUCGUUUGCUACAGCUUUAGCGGCUGCCAGUAGACUCGUUACGCCGAAGAUUAUGUUGAGCAAUCCUGUAUCUCUGGUUUCGAAUGAAAUGAACACGCUAGCGAAGAACAUCAUGGCUCUAAUAGGUUCCGGACAUCCAACUUUAAACAGAGUUACCAGUUAUUAUUUUGAAGCGGAGGGAAAGAAGGUGCGUCCUCUGCUUGUUUUGUUGCUUUCUCGAGCGCUAGCGGCAAUACCGCUCAAUCAGCGGGAUCACGUCAAGGUGGACUCAGAGGAUGUUCCCGAGGACCCAGUUUACUCCAAACCGCCUCAUAUGCUAUUAUUUGAACAACCGGUCCGCAACUUUUCUCCCUUGCAUGUGCUUCAUGGCAUCAAGCCGUUGAAUCCUCUUACUAAAGGGCCUGAACCACUACCGCAAGCAACGUUUGACCAAGAAAGGGGAAUACUACCCAAGCAAAGGAGACUUGCUGAAAUUGUGGAAAUGAUUCAUACAGCUUCUUUACUUCAUGACGAUGUCAUAGAUCAUUCAGAUACGAGAAGAGGAAGACCUAGCGGUAACAUAGCGUUUACUAAUAAGAUGGCUGUGCUUGGUGGUGAUUUUCUCUUAGGCCGUGCGACAGUCUCUAUCUCGAGGUUAAGGAAUCCGGAGGUAGUUGAGCUAAUGUCUAAUAGCAUUGCCAAUCUUGUCGAGGGAGAGUUUAUGCAAUUGAAAAAUACAGCUGUUGAUGGCGACCCGACAACCAUCCAGUUCGGGAAGAAGGAGCUGCCACCUUUAUCAGGCAAGCUGGAUAACAAAGUUCACGAAUAUCAUGUACCCGUGAAGUAUGAAGCGAACAUCACUCACGAUCAAAUGAUAGAAACAGCUUUUGAGUAUUAUUUACACAAAUCCUAUCUCAAGACAGCCGCCUUAAUAUCCAAGUCAAGUCGGGCUGCCGCCAUAUUAUCAGGAGCCAGAGAAAACGUCAUAGAUCAAUGUUAUGAAUUUGGGAAAAAUCUCGGUAUCUGCUUCCAACUCGUAGAUGACAUGCUAGACUUUACGGUUGCUGGAAAAGAUUUGGGCAAACCCGCCGGAGCCGACCUGAAAUUGGGAAUUGCGACUGCCCCAGUUCUAUAUGCUUGGAAAGAAGACCCUUCGCUUGGCCCUCUAAUCCGUCGCAACUUCUCGCAGCCGGGGGACGUUGAACGGGCUGCUGGAGCAGUUGCAAAAUAUGACAGCGUUAGCAAAACUCGGAGCUUGGCACAAGAUUACAGAGAUAAGGCCUUGAGUAAUCUACGUGCUGCAUUGCCUGAAUCUGAUGCUCGCUCCGCUUUAGAGUUUCUGACCAAUAGCAUUCUCACCAGAAGAAAAUAG
This is a messenger RNA of Torulaspora globosa, 1410 nucleotides long. It is a transcript of the gene COQ1, whose product is annotated as trans-hexaprenyltranstransferase. Gene Ontology annotation, biological process: isoprenoid biosynthetic process; ubiquinone biosynthetic process. Gene Ontology annotation, molecular function: prenyltransferase activity. The transcript has a single exon. Lineage: Eukaryota; Fungi; Ascomycota; Saccharomycetes; Saccharomycetales; Saccharomycetaceae. Gene Ontology annotation, cellular component: transferase complex. Bases 1 to 1410 code for a protein of 469 amino acids. The record is from RefSeq and is a predicted model, not a curated record.